Molecule: messenger RNA, 3253 nt
Organism: Mobula hypostoma (lesser devil ray)
Lineage: Eukaryota; Metazoa; Chordata; Chondrichthyes; Myliobatiformes; Myliobatidae
Product: neuronal acetylcholine receptor subunit beta-3-like
Exons: 6
Coding region: 283-1677 (464 amino acids)
Biological process (GO): signal transduction; synaptic transmission, cholinergic; nervous system process
Cellular component (GO): synapse; plasma membrane; postsynaptic membrane
Molecular function (GO): acetylcholine-gated monoatomic cation-selective channel activity; acetylcholine receptor activity
Source: RefSeq, a predicted model, not a curated record
CUCCCCCCUUUCUCCUCCUCUCCCUCUCUUUCUUCCUCCCUCCACCCCCCCCCUCCCCUGUCUCUCUCGCUCCCUCUCCCCUUUCUCUCUCCGAGUCUGGCUGUGCGAAUAGUGCAGGCACACACCAUCCCCCACUCGCUUCUCGACAUCAGAUCCCGUUGUUUUUUCUCUCUCCUCGGAGCUGCCUCCUUCUCUCAGAGAAGUUGAACUGCAAUUUCGGGCUGAGGGACUCGACGUUCAGCAAGGCUGACCGCUGGUAUCGGCACUAUUUGAAGAGGUGACAUGCAGUUACUUCUAGUUCAGAUAAUGUGUGUCCUUUCCCUGCCUGGCACCACAGCUGCUGAGACAAUGAAGCUCCUUGCAGAGGUGGAGGACACUCUGUUGAAGAACUUGUUUCAAGGAUACCAGAAAUGGGUGAGACCAGUUAGAAACCGCAAUGAUACAAUAAAAGUAAAGUUUGGACUUGAAAUUUCCCAGCUUGUUGAUGUGGAUGAAAAGAAUCAGCUGAUGGCAACAAAUGUUUGGUUAAAGCAGGAGUGGUAUGACUACAAGCUGAGCUGGAAUCCAGAUGAUUAUGGUGGCAUUAACACAAUCAGGGUUCCUUCUGAGUCCAUAUGGCUGCCGGACAUUGUCUUAUAUGAAAACGCAGAUGGACAUUUUGAAUCCUCCAUCAUGACAAAGGCUAUUGUGAAAUACAACGGGACAGUGAGGUGGACGCCUCCUGCAAGCUACAAGAGCUCUUGCACAAUAGAUGUCACUUUUUUCCCAUUCGACAAACAGAACUGCUCAAUGAAGUUUGGAUCUUGGACCUAUGAUGGUGGAUUGGUCGAGCUGAUUCUAGUGGAUGAAGAUGUGGACCAGAAGGACUUUUUUGACAAUGGAGAGUGGGAAAUAUUAAAUGCCACUGGAAUAAAAGGGACGAGAAGGGAUGGUUAUUAUUCCUACCCAUUUAUCACCUACUCUUUUAUACUGAGGCGUCUGCCUUUGUUCUAUACCUUGUUUCUGAUUGUCCCUUGUCUCGGUUUAUCGCUUCUAACUGUCCUGGUAUUUUACUCACCAUCAGAUGAAGGGGAAAAACUAUCAUUAUCCACUUCAGUUCUAGUUUCCUUGACUGUGUUCCUCCUGCUUAUUGAAGAAAUAAUCCCUUCCUCCUCAAGGGUCAUCCCUUUGAUUGGUGAAUACUUGCUGUUUACUAUGAUCUUUGUCACCCUCUCGAUCAUUGUCACUGUCUUUGUUAUAAACGUACAUCAUCGAUCCUCGACCACUUACCACCCCAUGGCACCAUGGGUCAAAAAACUGUUCCUUCAAACCCUUCCCAGACUUCUAUGUAUGAGGGGCCAUACUGAUCGUUACCACUGUCCAGGAAGUGCUCCCAGCAGUCCAAAGGGAAAGCAAAAAGUCUUUGAAGAUCCUCAACAUGCUUCAAUAAAGAACAAUGAAAAGGCAAUGGUGGCCAUCCUAGAAAAGGCUGCCGAAUCAGUCAGAUACAUCUCAAGCCACAUAAAGAAGGAACAUUCCAUUCGUGAGGUUGUGGAAGACUGGAAAUUUGUAGCUCAAGUUCUGGACCGAAUUUUCUUAUGGCUCUUUUUGCUAGUGGCCAUUCUUGGAUCAAUUCUAAUAUUUGCACCAGCACUUCAAAAAUGGGAAGGCAAUGUCAUAAUGCCCAGUGUGAAUUAAAAUAAUCGAUCUAAGAUAUGGUCCAUUAAUAUUCUGGAGUUGGUUUACUAAUGUAUCUCUUGUUAACUAGAUUCAACUAUGUUGCAAAGGGGAACCAAUAAGUAAUCAUUUGAAGGCAUGAGAAAAUGCAUCUACAUAGAUAAUAAGCAGGGUUUUUUUCACUAGAUUGCCAUGGAAGUACCAACAUCAUAAAUCCUAAGAAUUUUAGUGGCAAAUCAUAUACACACAAAUCAGAUUUCCAUGGAUUUUGAAAACAGAUUGAGGAGUUGGAUAUUGGCCUUAUUACAGACUGAUUACACUUCUCUUUGAACACUUAGUGGAAUCGUGAGUAUAUAAAAAGCAGAGGUUCGUUGUUUCUUGAUUAGUAAGGAUAUCAAAGGUUACAGGGAGGAGGCAGGAAAGUGGAUCUGAGAGGGAUAAUAAAUCAACCACGAUCCAAUGGCAGAGCAAAUUCAAAUAGUCUAAUUCUGCUCCCAUCUCUUAUGGUAUUAAAGAGGAGUAAGUGUAGGCUAUUUUGCUAUUCAUGCCUGCUCUCCCAUACAAUACAAUGUCCUAUCUUAGUAACAUAUUUCAGCUUGUAAAUUUCAAUUUCUUUAGAUACAAGCAUUAUAGAAAAUUUAAAACUUGUUCUUUUUCAUUUAUGAUGACCAUUUUUAAUUGAAAUGACUGGUAAUUACUUCUGAGUGUGUAUUCAAAGCCAUUUUCAGGAAGUUAAAACUUAUGGGUGGUGCUUGGGACACAAAGUAAAAGUCACAUCAUGUUAUCACAAACAAGAAAAAGCCUGCAGAUGCCAAAAAUCUGAGCAACAUCCGCAAAAUGCUGGAGGAACUCAGCAGGCCAGGCAACAUCAAUGGAAAAAAAAGUACAGUUGGCGUUUCGGGCCGAAACCUUUCAUUUUGUGUGUGUUGCUCAUGUUAUCACUAUUAAACACGACAAAGGAUAGUUGUAUCUUUGCACGUUAUGGACUUAUUUUGAAUAACGUGUGUGGGUAUGCAAUGUAUUCACCUCUUCAAAGUUAUAGUCUCAAUUCACUUUAAUAUUUUAUAUUUUGAUUUGUGAAAGAAAAAUUCUGCAGCAGUAAGAAGGGGAAGCAUAUCAGUCACUGUCAAUGUUCACAUCUAGACACAUGGACACAUUUAGUAAAUGAAUCAUUUUUUGGCAGAAGGGGACAGCUUUGAAGGUUUUAUAGAACAAGAAAGAUUUACACUUGUUACUGGACAUUUUGUCACUGUUUGAUCAAUAAGUGACUGAUGAUGGUCACUUUGUUAAAAUGUACCGGCAAAUUAGGUCUUGUUGACAUCAGUGUUGCUGGUUAUUUAGUUACCUUGUUCAAAAAUGCUUUACCUUUAGAGAAUAAAAAUGAGGAACAUUAGAUCCAUUGUCAGUGGUACAUUCGUACUGUCUCCACUUCCAUAUGAUGUGCUGCCUUGUCUCAGUUGAGUUCAUUGGUCUGAAUCACAGCCAAGGUUUCAGAGAAUUGAUAUGCAUACAGUAUAUCCUGACUUUAUUCCUUACAGCUAUAUUAAUCUAUCUUGCAAUCUACAAACCUUGUUAAAUUGUACCUCAGUGUGCUUUA